Messenger RNA from Trichoderma reesei QM6a, 2139 nucleotides. RefSeq lists its product as uncharacterized. NCBI's taxonomy places the organism in Eukaryota, Fungi, Ascomycota, Sordariomycetes, Hypocreales, Hypocreaceae. The coding region runs from base 1 to 2139 and encodes 712 amino acids. The transcript has 4 exons. The record is from RefSeq and is a predicted model, not a curated record.
AUGCCGGCCCCGUACUCGGACGACCUCUACUCCGGGGACGACAACCCCUGGGGCGAGGAACAGGAGCACAACGACGCACUGUCGCCCACUGACGGCUACUUCCACGCGUCCUCGUCCGGGCUAGAAGAGGCCGCAACCGUGCCCUUUGUGCCCAAUGUCAUGGUGGAGGACCCGACGCUGCAGGAGGAUCGUGCCGCCGCAAAGGCGAGAGAGGCGGAGGAGGAGAGGUUGAUAAAUACAUCGGCAUCUUCGUCAUCUCCUCCCUCCUCUGGCCACUAUCACAGACGGAGCAUUGACGAGGAGAUAUCGUCCUUUCAGCCUACAGGUGCUGCAGGCCCGGCGCUGAAUCAGUAUACCAUUCCUCGGCCACCGCCGUCUGACGCACCUCCUGCCUACUCCCCCUCCGCUUCCUCCCCGCCACUGGCCUCUGGCUAUCAGACGUUUGGGCCUCCACAGGCCGGUACGCAGUCUGAAACCAUGGGCGUGCCUGAGGAGAGCCAGACACUGCUUCCACGACAGCCCGAGUCCAUGGGCGGAGCCGUAAACGGAUCUCGAGAACCUCUGUGGCAAAGGCUCAAAGACAGAAUCAGCUCAUCCAUCACCAGGAAGAAGGUCCGGACAGCCCUCGGUGUCCUCUUGAUCAUCUCCAUCAUCGUUGCCUUAUUUGGAAGCACGAUUAGCGUGCACAGCGGCAAGGCUCCUCCGUCUAACAAUCCUCCCCCCAACAUGUCGUGGCCCCCUAGAAACAGCAGGGACUGCUUGGGCGAACCCUUCAGGUCUUCCAAGAUCAACGAAGUCAUCAGUUUCGGCAGCAACAAGAAGCUCAGCAUCAUUGAGACAAUGGAGCGAGAUAGCGGAAAGCGUCGCGGGCUCCAGCCACGUGUGUAUGGCGAGAUCAUCUUGCAACCGGUUGACACCUCUUCCACCGGCAACGUUGAGCUCGAGAUCAUGACAAAUGACCAAAAUCUGCACGUCGGCGUUGAGUUCGACAAGCGAGAACAACGUUUCAAAGUCACCAUCCCUCGUCUGGUUGAAUGGAGUGAGCCAAACUGGCAACCAUGCGUCCAAAUUCGGAUCACGGUGUUCAUCCCCCGUGAAGCUCAGCUCGAGUCGGUCCUUGUCGAUUCCAUCCAUCUCGACGUCACCGUCAAAGAUGGUAUCAUCCUCAGUUCUGCCACUGACGCCCAGAUCAAGACCGUUGUGGGCGACGUCAACACUGGCCGCCUGUCGGGAGAUGUGGCGCCGUACACCCUGGCCUCGCGAAGCAUCAUCAUCGAGACUGUUAGUGGCGACGUUGAAGGCUGGUUUCCCCUAUACGACCUUCUCAAGAUCCAUACCGUCUCCGGAGACAUCAAGACCGACAUCACUCCGAAGCCAUCCUCUGACAAGAAGCCUGAACAAGCUGUGCUCAACAUCGACUCUAUUUCAGGCGACAUCAAGGUGACGGAGCCUGUGGGCUAUGGUCCAGAUAGUAAACGUGACGACAAGUUUCCGCCGCGCGAUUAUGUCGUUGGCAUCUCCUCUGCCUCUGGCGACAUCCAGGCCGAACUUGCUUUUACGUCGACGGCCAAAUUCGAGACAGUGUCUGGAGAUCAAAAGUUGAGGCUGUUGCCAGUAUUUGGCUCUGGCUCCUCGGAACCCUUCCUGUCGACCGACACCAAGAGUGGACAAAUUACCUUGACCGUCGCCGAGCCUUUGUGGAAGAACUCCGCCGCCAGUAUCGGCCACUAUGACCCAUUAGCACCGCCCACCCGCGACGGAGAUGACGAGGAUCACGGUGAGCCUUGGAUCAUCAUCCACCCCGACGAGCAGCCAAGGAGACUUCCCUCGCCGCCGUACAUGGAUUUGAAACCUGGCAUGGCUGUCACUGGCGAAGACAAGAGGCACGGGUUGGUCAACCUCAAGUCUCACCACGCAUCUGUCAGCGGCGACUUUAGGCUCAACUAUCCCUCUUCGUGGGAGGGCGAGUUUGCCAUGACGACCUUGUCUGGCUCGCAGGACGUUCGAGGAGACGGCCUUGACUACAAGCGGGGCAAGGGCAUUGUCAAACGGAUCGAGGGGACCAAGGGUGAUGGAAAGUCGAGCCUGACUGUCGACUCCAUGUCUGGCCGUGAAGUGCUUGUCUUUGGGAAUGUUUGA